UCAUGUAUAUUUGGCGCUUUUCGUUCACACAGCUCUCCUGGCGCGUUUUUGACAGAGAACCUAAAGAAACACGGUUGUUGUCUUUAUUUUGGAGCUGCUUUGAAAUUGACAUAUUUGACGGAAUGCUUUUAAUGUAUCGGUGACGACAAUGAAGGAGAUAAUAGGACCGCUUUUACCGUUUGUUAUGAGAAGAGUAAAUCUAAAAUGUCAGGAACUGCGCCUAACUAGCUUAUAGGGUAAAAUGUAUCUCGCCUUUGUUCGCUUAUUUGGCAUUAUGAAGUUUAGUUGUUUCGGUGUUCACCACGAGUCUCUCUGAAUCUGCACACGGUAUUUGUGAAGGGCUUGUCAAGUAUGGCUGGUAUUGUGGCUAUGGCUUCUGUCAUUGAAGACUUUGACAUUCAGCCUUGCAAAAAGACAUGCAAAAAUGUGGACAGUCCUGUGGUCAAGACCAUCACAAAUUAUUUCUCACCUGUGUCUAAACCCACUGAGAAACCCUUUUCUCCUCCUCGCUCUAAUAACAUAAUGGAUUACUUUAACCGCAAAGGCCCCUCUCCUAAAGACAGGGUACUGUCCCCAAAUCAGGCCAAAGAGAACUGCCAGACUGGGAAACUCUCCACUUCUCUAUCAGUGCCUAAACAGCCCUCCAGUAAACGCAGCAGGAAGACGUCCAAAGCAGCAAGAAAACUUGUGGAAACUGCCGAAGACGAUAGCUGCAUUAUUGUGGAGGAGAUGGAUUCAACAGACAACGGAGCAAAAUUCUCUACUGUUUUGGGCAGUGAUACAGCAGUUUUACUUGGACAGAUUUGUUCUGAAUCUUCUGUAUCUGAGGAAUCAUCAAACCACAAAGUUGAAAAAUCGGAUCAACACAAAAAAAGUUUACUCGUCAAAAGUAGUCAACACUUAAAUAGCAUAGACUUAUCUCCAAUUUUACCAACAAAAUCAAAAUGUAGGAAAGGCAAAACUUCUACUGGGAAGAAAAGUAAAGAGUCAGAAGACCAACUGCCUGAGCCAGAGGAGACUACGAAAUCUCUGGAUGAUGUAAGCAUGGAGGUCAAUGUGGGUGACACCUCACAGUUACACCACAGCAUGGUCACUAUUUCGUUUGAAGAGUUUGUCCGAAGUCAAGACAGCACAAACGAUGAACUUUGUAAGGAAACUGAAUCAGUGACUGAAAAUAAACAACUACAACUCACCAAUGCUGAGGAUAAUUGCGUGUCACCACGUAUUGUGACUAUACAGGCAGAAGUGCAUGCCAUUUCACCUAAAGAAAAAGGCAAAAAUGCAGGAAAAGUAGCCUCCAUCUUCACCAAAGGAAAAGGCACUAGCCCAGUACCAGCAACUUCUCCACAACCAGAACCUGAUUCCCAAGUGCAGGGAACAGCUUCCAGGCGGAAAUCAAAUGUUGUUCUUGAAGAAAGUGAUGUUGAGUUGUGUGUUCUUGAGAGCUCAUCUGUUCCUAAGUGCAGUCAGGCUGAGAGAAAACAGUUCAUGGCUGCCUUCAAGCAACCUGGUUUUGAUGGGACUAAAAACAAGCCGAUUAAGAGCCAAGGUAAACUGAAGCAGAGUGGAGACAACAUAGCAGAUGCUACUGACAAAGUUAGUGAGGAGGAAGCUGAAAUUCAAUUUACUGAUGUUCAGGAGAAAGAUACAAGUGCCUCACAAAACAAAGAAGUUAAAAUAAAACAAGCAAAGAAACGACAAAAGAAGGCAAGCGUGAAAAUGGACACAACCGCGACAACCACGAUUGCUUCUGAAAAAGAACCUGAUCUUGUGGAAAUUCUAGAGAUUGACAGUAAAAAUCAGGAUCAGCCUAAAACUUCUCCACCCCCGACUCCAGUGGUGAGAAGGUCCAAACGAGAGGCAGUAACCAGACAAAUAUCUAAACCCACUGUGGCCAAGGCUCUAUCAGAACAAAUCAAGACAGUGGCUUGCACAGAGGACGAUUCUGCUUUAAACCAGGAAGAGCUUGUGUACCUGUCCACACCAAAGAAACGCAGGGCAAAACAUGGUGUGUUCAAAGCAGAGAUGACGUGCCCUCCGGAUGAGAUUGAAAGUCCUAUAAGAAUUAGAUUUACAAGAGUAAAUAGAAGUAAAGAAGAGAAUCCAUCAUCAACUCCUCUGGUUACAAAGAACUCAAAGGAGUCCAAAAAAACAAAGCAGGCAAAGAAGCUGUUGGAGAAGGCAAAAGCUAGAAAACAAACUAAGACUGUUUCAACAGUGGAGAAAAUGCUACGGCGUUCCUCAAGAACUGAGGCGUCUGUCAAGCGCAGCUACUGUGAAGAUGAGGACUCCAUAAUCUGUGUUGAAGAAGGCUUUGUCAUCACACCGCAGUCCGUGCCAGAAAAGAGUAAAGCAAAGACAGCAUUGCGGAGUCUGAAUGAUGUUUUGGGUAAAGCUGCCGCUAACAAAGAGGCCAAGUCUAUGCCAGGUUCCAAAGUUCAAGAAAAAUUUCAAGACAAGGCCCCGAGAAAGCCUAUUCCAGUUUCUAUAUUUGAUGACAGCAGCAGAGAGGGCUCUGAAAACUCCCAGGAUGAUGAGCAGUUUAAAGCACGAAGAGAUUUCCUGAAAAGUGGUCUGCCCGAAUCUUUUAAGAAGCAAAUGGCUAAAACUGCAGCAGCUAAAGAGGCUUAUGCUAUAUCUUGUGCCUCUUUCCACCCAGUUCUGCAUAUUUUUCAAAUGUCUAAUGAAUGUCCUUUUUGGAGUUUGCCUUGGCCCAAAUCUACAUUUCUCCACCCUCUUAAAGAAACUUGGUGGCAGUCAUUGAGCCUUCCUUCAGAAAUAAAUCUGCCAAUAAACUGGAAGACUCAACCCAUUCAUAGAACCCAAAUUGAAAUGGUGUCUAGCUGGAGGCCUGAAAUUUUUUCUAGCGCUCGUGAGGCUCUAAUGAAGGAGAUCAGUAGCUGUAACCCUGCCCUCCCUGUUCAAAAGUUCAUGAACCAUUUCUUAAAGAAACAGGCCGACCUCAUUCAUCAAUGCACCGCCUCUGAUACACCUUCUGUUUCAAAAGGUAUCUGUCCAAAAGUUCUGGCUGAAGCCACUGCAGGGAAAAGGAAGAGAACUGAGGAGGAAGAGGAAGUGGUUAAAGUAGCAAAAAAGCAACGUAAUACUCAGCCAGCAGAGGGAGCUCCAGCCAAAAAGCAAUUACGGCCCCGGCGAGGAGUGAAGUCUGUAUCCGAGGACCAGAUUACAGCACCUGUCCAGUCUGGAGACAACACCAUCGUUGUGCUGGAUGAUUCUCCUUUAGCGCCAAAGGCUGCUGGACCAGAUGUGUUGACAGAGGAUGUGCUGUGGACAGACAAGUACCAGCCCCAGCGUUCAUCUGAAGUCAUAGGCAACACAUCCUCAGUCAGACAACUAUACAGUUGGCUCAAAGAAUGGAAACUUCGUGCAGACAAAGAAGACAAAAAGAAACUUAAGGAACAGAAACAAGAAGAUGGAAGUAUUGACUCUGACUGGGAGUGUGAAGAAGGGGACUCUCAGGAUGCAGAGGACAUGCUGUGUAAUACAAUGCUCAUAACUGGACCCUCUGGGAUAGGGAAGACCGCUGCAGUUUACGCUUGCGCACAGGAGCUUGGUUUUAAGAUAUUUGAGGUGAACGCUUCAUCUCAGCGAAGUGGCCGAUUGAUCCUCUCACAGUUGAAAGAGGCCACUCAGUCACAUCAGGUGGACACUCAGGGGGUAAACGCACACAAACCCACCUAUUUCAACAGCUACAGUGCAAGCAGCGGUGCAGUUAGACCUGGGUCCUCUCCAAGAAAAGUUGGUUCUCCACGCAGGGCUGUCUCUUCACCCAGAAAACUUCCACAGUCACCAAAAACCACCAAACGAGGUGGGCUGGCACCGACCGCUUUGGCAAAUUUUUUCAAAAUGUCUAAACCUGGAAACAAAGAGCAGCCAAAAGAUAAAGAAGAACAGACUGCUGUUUCCAAGAAAAAAUCAAAUGAAGUGGACAGUAAGAACACAUCACUCAAGUCACCACCGGGUGUUUCCUCAAAAGACGGUAACUCUGAGGAGCUGAGCAAGAAGACAGCCACCUCCCUCAUCCUGUUUGAAGAGGUAGAUGUCAUAUUUGAGGAGGACACUGGAUUUUUAAGUGCUAUUAAAACCUUUAUGAUGACCACCAAAAGACCAGUAAUCCUCACUAGCAGCGAUCCAGCCUUUAGUGCAACAUUUGAUGGAAAUUUAGAAGAGAUUGUCUUUAAGCCCCCAUCUGUGUUGGAUGUGGCCUGUUACCUGCAGCUGUUAUGUUUAGCUGAAAACAUGAGGACAGACCUGAAGGACAUAAGCUCUCUGCUCAGUCUAAACCACGGUGACAUCCGGAGGACAUUGUUGCAGCUGCAGUUUUGGGCCCGCAGUGGAGGUCAACGCAGAACCACUCCACCUAGUGGCCAGAAUGAUGAGUUGCAACAAAAAACAGAGGGAGCUGUUACAAAUAUGGAAGAUUCAGACCCUCUUCCUGUCUGUGAGACUGGUUGCACUGAGAGUAUGCUGGGUCUGCUUAAUGUUGCACCUCAGCACAAUAUCUGGGAACUGCUCAAGAGACAAGAGGCAGAUUUCUCAAAUUUAGUGACGAUGAGCAGGGGACAAGGAUUGAACCUACUCUACUCUAAUAUAGAAACAUUGCUUCCUCUGCCAACCACUACAUUAACCAUAUCAAAACUGCAGCAACCCAUUCCUCCUCCACUGGACCAGACUUCUGUGAAUGCACCCAACCUCACAAACUCCCAUCACACGCUAGACUCAAACAAAAUGAAGAGGAUUUCAGAUGACACCAGUCCAGUUAAAGUCUCCAGCAGAAUGAAAAAGAAUAGGAGGAGACACUGCCCUGCUGAACAAGGAGCUUUGCAGUCAGACUCAGACUCCGAAGAUGAAUUUCUGUCCCUGAAGCGACAAAGUGCUACUCGAGAAAAGGAGGCUGCCACUUCGGUGCCCUUAAAAGUUAGAAGAAAGCCUCUUAGUCGCGAGGAACAAAUAAAAAGUGUUCCUGUUUCGCAGUGUCUCCAUUCAUUAGCUGAAUUUUUGGACGAUAUGUCAUUUAUGGACUUCAUGAGCACUGAAGACACUAAUGUAAAAGAGAGGUGUAGUACUGUGGUGAUGAAAGAUGGUUUAACAGAUGAAGCUAGGAUAGAUUCGGAGAGGUGGAAUUUGCCAAUGCGGGACUGCGCAUUAGAGAUUCACGCCCAAGUGGAGAGUCUCAGUUUCAACAAGUGCAGUGCGUCUGUCAGUAGCGCCUGGCACAAAGUUCAACAGCUGGAUGGAGCGCUAAGAGAGGAAACUGCAGAUCUACUCACACUUCCUAUUGCCACUCAUAAUGAAAGCUUUACCUUUAUACAGAAUCGCUUUUGUCAUCCACAGGUUGUCCAGCAAAGGAGAGAAGUAAUGGAUGAACUUUGUCUGAAAGGAGUGUUUGGUUAUGCGGUGAACAGGCCAGCAAUGGCUCAGGACUAUCUACCAGCACUGCGGACAAUCUGCAGAUCUGAGCAGCUAAAAGAACAAGGCAAAAUCAAAAGAAGGUUUUUGCAUUAUCUUGAUUCAAUCCACUUGGGUCUCCAGAAGUCUACUCUAGAGCACCUUGCGGAAGAUUUCCCCUAAACCAUAAUGGCCUUUCAUACAUUUCUUGUGUCUGGACCUUUGUACAAACAAGAGUCAGUAUAAAGUGUCUGUAGGAUUUUACAAAGCAGCUCUGAAAUUAUACACUCACCCCCUGCAUGGGCAUGGGACAUUUGGUGCUUCUAACAAGUGCACUGAUUACUUCAACCUAAUAUAAAUAUUGUAUUUUAAGUUGUGUAUAUUUUUGUACAUUUUGUGCGUAUAUGGUUUUACUAAUUACUUACAGCUUUGCCUUUUGCAGAGCAUUUUAAUCGAAGUAGACUGUUUUUACAACUAAACUAUAAAUAAUUUGCAUAAUGAUGGAAUUUGUAAAAUAGAUUUGUGUAAUUUUGUAAAGGCUACAUACUUUUUCACAUUUUUUCAUUCACUCUGGAUAUGUGGUUGUUGCAAAAGCAGUUAAAAUGCUGCUUUUUUAUGCUUCACUCGCAGUUCACCUCACCUUGUUUUUUAUCUUUAAAUACACUUUUGUAUUGAUUAUUGUGUGGCCCAAUAAAAGUUCACUACUAGAA
Boleophthalmus pectinirostris (great blue-spotted mudskipper) is the source of this 6119-nucleotide messenger RNA. It is a transcript of the gene atad5a, whose product is annotated as ATPase family AAA domain containing 5a. Gene Ontology annotation, cellular component: nucleus. NCBI's taxonomy places the organism in Eukaryota, Metazoa, Chordata, Actinopteri, Gobiiformes, Gobiidae. Gene Ontology annotation, molecular function: ATP hydrolysis activity; DNA clamp unloader activity; DNA binding. The record is from RefSeq and is a predicted model, not a curated record.